Messenger RNA from Solea senegalensis (Senegalese sole), 2889 nucleotides. It is a transcript of the gene pcsk2, whose product is annotated as proprotein convertase subtilisin/kexin type 2. The record is from RefSeq and is a predicted model, not a curated record. Gene Ontology annotation, molecular function: serine-type endopeptidase activity. Gene Ontology annotation, cellular component: Golgi membrane; trans-Golgi network. The transcript has 12 exons. Gene Ontology annotation, biological process: protein processing. Lineage: Eukaryota; Metazoa; Chordata; Actinopteri; Pleuronectiformes; Soleidae. The coding region runs from base 287 to 2248 and encodes 653 amino acids.
GAGGAGGAGGAAGAGGAGGAGGAGAGAGGGAUAGAAAGCUGAGGAUGCAGGUUUGGUCCACAUCACAUCACAUCACAUCAGGAGCGGCGGCGCUUCGGUGAAAUCCAACUCCCACAUCAGCUGCCAGUGAGGAGAUGCGUCUGCAAGAGCUUUAACUCGAGCCCUUUUACACCCUCUUCCUCCUCCUCCUCCUCCUCCUCCUCCUCUGAGGAGCAUCCCGCGCACUCAUCUCCCUCCGACGCGCAGACAGCCAGGCAGGCAGGCGGGUUGACUCGAGGCAGACACGAUGCUUGGAGCUCCUGGACGUGGGACAGGAGCGGGAUUUACUGUGCCAGUGUCUCUGCAGCCGCAGCGGAUUCCGCUGCCGCUGCUGCUGCUGCUGCUGCUCGCGUCGCAGGCUGCACACGGACUGUUCACGGACCAUCUGCUGGUCCAGCUGCAGGAGGACGCGCAGGAUGAGGCACACCAAGUUGCAGCACAACACGGGUUCCAGAGUGUCCGGAAGCUUUCCUUCGGAGACGGGCUCUUCCACUUUUAUCCUCAGGACUCUUUGAAGAGGAGGAGCAAACGCAGCGUCCGCAGCAGACAGCGGCUCCAGGAAGACCACAGGGUGAAGAAUGUGUUUGAUCAGGAGGGUUUCAGUCGUCAGAAGCGAGGCUACAGAGAUAUCAACGACCUUGAAGUCAAUAUGAGUGACCCUUUAUUCACCAAACAGUGGUAUCUGAUAAACACAGGCCAGGCAGACGGAACCCCGGGGCUGGAUCUGAACGUGGCCGAAGCCUGGCAACUGGGCUACACGGGCAAAGGAGUUACCAUCGCAAUCAUGGACGACGGCAUCGACUAUCUUCAUCCAGAUCUGGCAUCAAAUUAUAAUGCUGACGCCAGCUAUGACUUCAGUAGUAACGACCCGUACCCGUUUCCACGCUACACGGACGACUGGUUCAACAGUCACGGCACACGAUGUGCCGGAGAGGUGUCUGCGGCGGCCAAUAACAACAUCUGCGGCGUGGGAGUCGCCUACAAUUCAAAAGUGGCAGGCAUCAGGAUGUUGGACCAGCCCUUCAUGACUGACAUCAUCGAGGCCUCAUCCAUCAGCCACAUGCCGCAGGUCAUUGACAUCUACAGCGCCAGCUGGGGGCCAACAGAUGACGGCAAGACGGUGGAUGGACCCAGAGAGCUGACUCUGCAGGCGAUGGCUGAUGGCGUCAACAAGGGCCGCGGAGGAAAAGGCAGCAUCUACGUCUGGGCGUCGGGAGACGGCGGCAGCUACGACGACUGCAACUGCGACGGCUACGCCUCCAGCAUGUGGACGAUCUCCAUCAACUCGGCCAUCAACGACGGACGCACCGCGCUCUACGACGAGAGCUGCUCCUCCACGCUGGCGUCCACGUUCAGCAACGGACGCAAGAGGAACCCGGAGGCCGGCGUUGCCACUACAGACUUGUAUGGGAACUGCACGCUGCGUCACUCUGGUACAUCAGCAGCAGCUCCUGAGGCAGCCGGUGUUUUCGCUCUGGCUCUUGAGGCUAAUCCUAACCUGACAUGGAGAGACAUGCAGCAUCUGUCCGUCCUGACCUCCAAGAGGAACCAGCUCCAUGACGACGUCCACCAGUGGAGGAGAAACGGCGUGGGUCUCGAGUUCAACCACCUGUUUGGCUAUGGUGUCCUGGAUGCGGGGGGAAUGGUGAAAAUGGCCAAAGACUGGAAAACUGUGCCAGAGCGUUUCCACUGUGUCGCUGGUUCCAUUCAGGAGACACAUAAAAUCCAGUCUGGCAACAAGCUGGUCCUGGCCAUCACCACUGAAGCCUGCCAGGGGAAGGACAACUUUGUCCGCUACCUGGAGCACGUCCAGGCGGUGGUCACCGUCAACGCCAGCCGCCGCGGUGACCUCAACAUCAACAUGACCUCGCCCAUGGGCACCAAGUCCAUCCUGCUGAGCCGGAGGCCCCGCGACGACGACACCAAGGUGGGCUUCGACAAGUGGCCCUUCAUGACCACCCACACCUGGGGCGAGGAUCCCCGGGGGACCUGGGUCCUGGAGGUGGGCUUUCAGGGCAAGGAGCCACAGCGCGGAGUCCUGAAGGAGUGGACCCUCAUGCUGCACGGAACACAAAGUGCCCCUUAUAUAGACCAGAUAGUGCGCGAUUAUCAGUCCAAACUGGCCAUGUCCAAAAAGGAAGAGCUGGAGGAGGAGCUGGAUGAGGCGAUAGACAGAAGUCUGAAGAGCUUGAUGAGUAAAAACAACUAAAAAAAUCUCAUCUGCAUGUUGCCAACUCUUUCACUUUCUCUUAUCUCACUCUCUCUCUCUCCGUCUCUGCAGUCUCGCUCUAUCCUUCUCCAAAUUUUCUCUAUAUCUCCUCGGUUCUUCUCAUCCUCCUCCCUCCGGUCUACCUCUCCUCCUCCUCCACCUCCUCUCCUUACUCUGCUUUUUGUUAUCAAAGUGUUUUAAAUUAGCCCCGCCCCUCCAACCUCCAAUGAAUGUUUCAUGUAAUCCAGUCAUGAUGAAAGUGUAACCUGAAAUAAUCUGUUAUCAGCAUAGAGGAAGCAAAGUCUAUAUCCUGUGAAUUUUUACACAUUUACAGAAUUGUACAUAAACCAAAUAUAACCCAACUCUGUCAUGCUUUUGCUUUCACUGGCCUGCGACCUCACUUUCUGCCAACUGUUAUACAGUUUGUGAGUGUAAAUGAUUUUCUGUGUCAUUCUACUUAAAGUUGAAUAUCUUGCAAACAGAGCAGUGAUACUUCUUUCUGUUUAUAUUUUUGUGACAUGCACUGUUUAUAUAAACAAGGGAAGGAUUUCAUUUCUGCAGCCUGCGGCCCUCAGUUCAUAUUUCAUAACCUUUGACGUAUAUAUAUAUACUAUAAUAAAUCUAUUCAGCUGUUUAUUAAA